Messenger RNA from Pyricularia pennisetigena, 672 nucleotides. RefSeq lists its product as uncharacterized. Gene Ontology annotation, cellular component: NatB complex. Bases 1 to 672 code for a protein of 223 amino acids. The transcript has 3 exons. The record is from RefSeq and is a predicted model, not a curated record. NCBI's taxonomy places the organism in Eukaryota, Fungi, Ascomycota, Sordariomycetes, Magnaporthales, Pyriculariaceae. Gene Ontology annotation, molecular function: protein-N-terminal amino-acid acetyltransferase activity. Gene Ontology annotation, biological process: N-terminal peptidyl-methionine acetylation.
AUGUUUACCAACAAAUACGUAGCACGGAAGCUUGCAAGGCACAAACGGGAGGGAAUCGGAUUUAUGCAGGUUGAAAAGUUAACGGUACCUUACCUCACUCAGCUUAUGCAUCGAUGCCGUAGAAUAUGCGACCUCAGCAAGCUGUCCAAAUGCAACCUUGACCCCUUCACCGAGACCUACGACCUUUCCUUCUACCUCCAGUACCACGCCAAGUGGCCGUCUCUCUUCCAGGUUGCCGAAGAUCAGCAUGGCAACAUCAUCGGCUACAUCAUGGGAAAGCUCGAGUCCUCCCCGGACAUCUACAAAUAUUCUGAACACUAUCUCCCGUGGCACGCGCACAUCACGGCCGUGACCGUGGCCCCCGAGGCGCGUAGGCUGGGGAUCGGCAAGCUGCUGUCGCAGCAGCUCGAGGCGGCCGCCGACGCCGGCGACGCCUGGUUCGUCGAUCUGUUUGUUCGCAAGUCCAACCACAAGGCCAUCCGAUUCUACAAGAGCAUGGGUUAUAGCGUCUUCAGGGUAGUCAAGGACUACUACGGUGACCACUCGAGCGACCCGACCCUCGACUCCGAGGACGCCUACGAUAUGCGGAAACCGUGCGCGCGUGACGUCAAGCGCAAACACAUACGCGACGACGGCGAGAACCACGAGGUGAACCCCGAGGAUGUUUGGUAA